ACAUGACUGAAUACAAUUGUGUUUCUUUCUAGACCUUCAAGAUUCCAAAAUCAAUGACAAUCUUUUCCACAGCAACCUGAAGGGCCACGUAUUCAAGAAUGUCGAACUCAUGCUGAAGGCAACUCCGACGGUACCUGAAGGCUCUUUGGUCUAUGUGACGGAAGGAAGCAAAGUCUUCAUUCGACAGCUUAAUGGCUGGAGCAAACUCUGUCUUGAAGACUUCUUCCCUGGGAUUGCUUCUGAUGAUCCCACAGCAUCAGUUAAAGUGACUGAUGUCUCCCCGAAUCAAGGAGCAGUGCUUCACCUGGUGGCUUUGAAUGCUCCCCUCACAGGGGAUAUGGCUGGGAUUCGCGGUGCUGAUCUACAGUGUUUCCAGCAGGCUCAGGAAGCUGGACUGGAGGGGACUUUCCGAGCCUUCCUCACCUCAAGUAACCAGGACUUGAUUUCCAUUGUGAAGAGAUCCGAUAGGACAUCUGUGCCAAUUGUUAAUCUCAAGGAUGAAAUGCUCUUUUACAACUGGGAUACUCUCUUCAGUGGCUCUGGUGGACAUUUUAACCCCAAAGUGCCUAUUUAUUCAUUCAGAGGUCAAAAUGUCAUGACUGAUUCCACAUGGCCUCGUAAGUUAGUCUGGCAUGGAUCAAGCUCUAGAGGGGCUCGAGUUUCAGACGGUUAUUGUAAUGAAUGGAGGAGGGGGCAUCGUGCAAAAGGACUCGCGACAUCACUCAUGAAUGGAAAGCUCCUGGAGCAACACUCGUACGGCUGCACCAAUUCCCUUAUUGUGCUUUGCAUUGAAAACAGUAUAACACACCGGCAUGGCAGGAAGAAGUAAUUGCUAAUGUCUAUUGUGUAUUUUAUGCUUUUAACAUAAGGUCAAGUGACAAAAUUCCUAUUUUUGCACUAUCAUGAGAAAUAAUUAUUUUGGGAGUAUUUCUGUUUCCAGCGUUCUUAGGUCUGUGCCCUUAGUUCUUUGUAACAUUUCCCAGUAAUAUAUGUUUUGCCUCUGUUGCUGUUUCCCACGUGAAGUGCUCUAAUUGAAUAAAAAGCCAUGAAAAUAA
Carcharodon carcharias (great white shark) is the source of this 1055-nucleotide messenger RNA. RefSeq names its product collagen alpha-1(XV) chain-like. Bases 110 to 829 code for a protein of 239 amino acids. The record is from RefSeq and is a predicted model, not a curated record. NCBI's taxonomy places the organism in Eukaryota, Metazoa, Chordata, Chondrichthyes, Lamniformes, Lamnidae. The transcript is spliced from 7 exons.